AUGGCUCCGCCGGGCAUGAAUGACGGCGCAGCCCCGGAAGUUCAGGGGCCUGUUAUCUUCUCAUGCCCAGAAGACCCGGAGCGUGGCCUCCUGCGAGAACGUUUGUGCAAAAAUUCUCACACAGAGCUGUGGGAGGGUGCAGAGACGCAGGACGGGUACAGCGAGGCAUCCGCCGAGUGGACACCCUUGGGGAAAGGCUAUGCAGAGGCUAUGGAACAUGUUCGGUCUUUAGAAGCUGUGGAGCAUAUCCGCUCUUUGCAGAGCAACUGCAGCUUUUUCUCCGAAUCACUGGACACCACACCGAUUGAAAGCAUCCGAGCCACUUCAUUGGAGGGAGCUCUACGAGAUCCAGAUUGCACUUCACAAGUGGAUCCGGCACAACUGCGGCGCAGUUUAUUCCCAGCCGUGCUCGAACUCACGGAGCAAAUUCACACUCCAUGCUUGGAGGCUACGCUCAGCGGACGCGGCCCAGAAGAAAUCCGUUCCUUGUAUCGCAGCUUCUAUACAGAGCCGCUCGACCUUGAGAGCUGCGACCUGGAGGAGCCAGAAGGCUGCCCUGAAGUUGCGACUGCUGAGUGGCCACCGGCGAAGUCGCACAAGGCCUUGCGAACCAUCGCAGAGGAAUCGACAUCCACGCCGCCGGGCACGAAGAUGUGUCAUCAACAUUCAGAUGUUCAGACAGGCCGUGGAGACGACGACGAUUUGUCGUUAGAUCGAAGUCUCUCGGCUGUGGCCGUGUUGCGUCACGGAGAGCGGCAGGACUCGAUUUGGGGCUCACCUUGGCACAACACGGAAGAUUCGCAUCGCCACCCUGGGGAUUGUCCCAUCAGCGACCAAGCAAUUCUCGAAGCCCGGAAUGUGGCCCGAUUAUUAGGAGACUUCGGAGACUUCGGGAUCAUUGUCUCUUCGCCCUACCUGCGCUGCGUCCAGACAGCCAUUGCCAUCGCAGACGAGCUGGAUCUUGUGGUGCUUCUUGACCACGAGCUUGGCGAGGUCUUCGGUCCAUCUGUCUUCGGGGAGGCGAACCCACGCGAAAGGUUCACCGCUGGCCAUGCAUGGCGGUCCCGGAAAGAGCUGUACAGUACCAUCAAGGACUGGGCGCCACACCUUUUGCAAGGCUUCAAGAAGCCGCCAGUGCAGCGGGUGUGCUGGCAAAGGAUUCUUGGCCACGCGCCCUCAUGGGGCGAGAAAAUGAAAGAAGCCCGUCAUCGCUACGCUACCCGUUUCUUGACCUACCUCAGCAGAGGGAGGCGCGCUCGCAAGAACAUGAUCGUGGUGUCCCACGGCAUUAUGGUGCAGACGUGCCUCAAGGUGCUACCGAGCACGGCUGCAUGUGAUGUGGCCUCGAUCCCCUAUUGCGGCGGUCUUAUGGCAGGCUUUGAUCGAUCGAGACAGAUCUCAAAGCAGACAUCCACCGACAGUGAGCUCGAUGACAUGGGCCACUUGGCCUCAGCCGCUGUCACGCCGAAGACCCCGAGUCACGACUUAAUGGAGGACUUUUGGCCAGAGACUGACUUUGAGAGAAGAGUCUCGCCCACAUCUGAGCAUCUCGCACAAGCAGAGCUUCACGGAUGGGACGUCCAUCUACUUGGGGUUGAUUUGAGUCGGCAGAAGACACUCCAAGAACGCGGGCGAGCAUUACUAAGAGGUACCAAGAUCUGCUGA
Symbiodinium sp. CCMP2456 is the source of this 1665-nucleotide messenger RNA. NCBI's taxonomy places the organism in Eukaryota, Dinophyceae, Suessiales, Symbiodiniaceae. The record is from the annotation of a GenBank genome assembly.